Candoia aspera is the source of this 1287-nucleotide messenger RNA. It is a transcript of the gene FBXO4, whose product is annotated as F-box protein 4. The coding region runs from base 104 to 1231 and encodes 375 amino acids. Gene Ontology annotation, molecular function: protein binding. The transcript is spliced from 7 exons. The record is from RefSeq and is a predicted model, not a curated record. Gene Ontology annotation, biological process: SCF-dependent proteasomal ubiquitin-dependent protein catabolic process; protein polyubiquitination. Gene Ontology annotation, cellular component: SCF ubiquitin ligase complex. NCBI's taxonomy places the organism in Eukaryota, Metazoa, Chordata, Lepidosauria, Squamata, Candoiidae.
GCCCCGCGGCGUAGGCAAGCCGAAGGCAGCCAGCGCCGCGGCCGCUCUUUUCGCGAGGCCGCUCAGAACGAGGCGCAGUUUUGCAGCCCGCGGUGGCUCCACCAUGUCCGCGAGCAACGGCGGGGACUGGCGCGCCUUGGAAGCCGCGCUGCGCAACAGCCUCCAACUCCUUCGGGACAAGUGGGGGCAUCGGGCGGGUCUGUGGGGAACCGCGGAUCGUGCCCUGGGGGAGGACGAGGAGGAGACGGUAGAACCGGACACAACGCCGCCGAGCGCCCUGGAAGCCCUUCCGAUAGAUGUGAAAUUAUACAUUAUAUCCUUUCUCACGCCAAAAGAUCUGAUUUACCUGGGAAGCACCAACCACUACUGGAGGAUAACAACCCAAGAUCCCUUGCUUUGGAGAUAUUUCCUCAUUCGGGAUCUUCCUUCCUGGAAUUCAGUAGAUUGGGAAUCCCUCCCAGAUGCAAAGAUAUUUAACCAGCCUUUUGCUGAGCUAGAUAAUAUUGGCCCAUACAAUUUCAUGGCAGCGUAUAAAAAAUGCUGUUCCUUCCAUAGAAGGUGUUUGAAACCCAGCUGGUCCAUUCCUUCUUUUCUGCAGUCAUUGAUCACACAGGCAGAGCCUCGCUUUGCUAUGUUUGGGCCUGGUUUGGAAGAUUUGGAUCAAUCUUUGGUGUACAAAAUGAUGGGAAGUCCAGAGAUUCUGCCACUAGCUGGCAUGCCUUCUAGACAAAUACAUGGAAUAGGCUCCGGUGUCACAUUUCAUUUGAAUGGCCAGAAGUUUAACAUUCUGACGCUGUAUUCAAAAACUAGCAAAGAAAGACAGAGAGGCAAAGAGGAUACAAAUUCCAUCAAUAAGAUAUUCUAUGAAGUGAGCAAACUGGAUGGGACAACACAGUAUAAUCUAAUUGAACAUGUUCAGAAUGUGUGCAGGCUAGUGGAUGGAUUCAUCUAUGUUGCAGAUGCUGAGGCUCAUAAAAGACACAAUCGCCAAACUGAAUUUGCUCGAAUGGCAGCAAUGCUUGAUCCAACACUUGGGCCUUCAGCCAGACCUCUGUUGAUUCUGUCCUGCAUUUCAUAUGAUAGGAUGGAAAGGAUUCCUUGUGUUUACCUGGCACAUCAGCUGCAACUAAACCUGGUUGACCGACCAUGGAUGGUUCAGGACACUGAAGCUGCCACACUGGUUGGACUGUUGGAUGGAAUUCAGUGGCUCCUGGAACAAAUCAAACAUUAAAUUCUGCAAUAACCAAGUCACUUUUAAUAAAGAAUUACCUUAUUUACAUGGCAAAA